This is a messenger RNA of Amphibalanus amphitrite, 3365 nucleotides long. Its product is annotated as phosphoribosyl pyrophosphate synthase-associated protein 2-like. Gene Ontology annotation, biological process: 5-phosphoribose 1-diphosphate biosynthetic process; purine nucleotide biosynthetic process. Bases 667 to 1983 code for a protein of 438 amino acids. The record is from RefSeq and is a predicted model, not a curated record. Gene Ontology annotation, cellular component: cytoplasm; ribose phosphate diphosphokinase complex. Gene Ontology annotation, molecular function: magnesium ion binding; ribose phosphate diphosphokinase activity. NCBI's taxonomy places the organism in Eukaryota, Metazoa, Arthropoda, Thecostraca, Balanomorpha, Balanidae. The transcript is spliced from 12 exons.
GUGCGCCAAAAGCAAUCGGUUUUGCGCCAAAAUUUUGGCUCAACUUGCACCAAAAGUUGAAGCUUAUUUAUGCUGAGUUUUAACCUUUUUUACCAUUUGAACAUACGCACGUGCCUAUUCAAGUAUACCAUAAAUGUUAUAAAGUUUGUUAACUAAACCAAGGAUUAAGGAGACUAUGAUAAAAAGCAAGUUGGAUAAGCUUGUUCUUCAAGCAUGUUCCUUCAUAAGCUGAAUUUUUCAAAAUAGAAUGAGAGAAGACACAAGGCUGCUGUUAGCUGUAUGCCAGACUGGAAAAUAUACACAUUAUGCCUAAUAUGUCUGGCAUAGUGGUGGGAUUGCGCUGGAAAUUUCAGCGCAUGUCCGGCGUAACUUGGCAUUGCUGAAUUCAUUGUAUGGCGGCGGCUGAAUUUUUCGGUGCAGGGCGGUUGGAUAUUUUUUUUUGUUUUUUGUUUUGGCGAAAGACAGUCACCGAAUUUAGUCGGCACGCUGGUCAAUCUAGCAGUAGGUUCGCCCUGCGGGCGGCUUUGUUCAGGACGAGACGUCCCCGCCCCCCGUCGUCGCGUGCUCGAACUGACGAGCCGCCCUGAGUCGACUCAGCGGAGGAACGGCCGCCAAGAUAAAUAACAUCCUGAGUACCUACUUCCUGAUCCGCUCAUCUUGAACCUGAUGUCAUCGGAGGUCAUAGACCUGCCUCUCCACUCUCCACUCAUGAAUACCGGCGUGUGUAACGGGGACAUUAUGAUCCUCGCGGGGAACUCGCACCCCGCGCUGGCCCAGCUGAUCGCAGAGAGGCUGGAUCGUAAGCUGGUGGAAAUCCAGAUCGGAAAGUUUGCCAACAAGGAGACUCAGCUGGAGAUAAUGCACUCGCUUCGCGACCGAGAUGUCUAUAUCUUGCAGACAGGAGGGAUCAUGGACGUCAACAACUCCAUCAUGGAGCUGCUGGUGAUGGCGUACGCCUGCAAGACGUCCUCAGCUCGCAACAUCAUCGGCGUGAUCCCCUACCUGCCCUACAGCAAGCAGUCCAAGAUGCGGAAACGGGGCUGCAUCGUCUCCAAACUGCUCGCCAAGAUGAUGUGCAAAGCGGGCCUGACGCACAUCAUCACCAUGGACCUCCAUCAGAAAGAGAUCCAGGGAUUUUUCGACUGCCCCGUGGAUAAUCUGAGGGCGUCGCCGUUCCUGCUCAACUAUAUCGUCGAACAGAUCCCCGACUACCGCAACUCCGUGAUUGUGGCCAAGGACCCGGCCUCCUGUAAGAGGGCCACAUCGUACGCCGAGAGACUUCGCGUCGGAAUUGCCGUCAUCCACGGCGAGGCGAAGACGCGUUUCGAUGACGACUACGAGGACGCGGACGAAGACGGCGAUGACGGCCGGACGUCACCGCCGCCGCUGCCGGCCAGGCAGCAGGGCCGCCUGCACUCGUCCGUCUCCAUGUCGUCGUUUAUGGAGCGCUCCGAGCCUGGUGCCGAGCCCGGCCCCGUCACGGCCGCUGCCGCCGCCGCCGCCGCCCUGCGCCGCGGCCGCCCCCGCCUCCGCUCAGCGGCCUCCGUCUGCUUCGGCGAGGUGGACCCGUCCCGCAUCAUGUCGGUUGGAGUGACCGGCGUACCGAUGCAGGCGGCCAAGGAGAAGCCGCCCAUCUCCGUGGUCGGCGACGUCGGCGGCAGGAUCGCCAUCAUGGUGGAUGACAUGAUCGACGAUGUGCGCUCGUUUGUGGCCGCCGCUGAGAUGCUGAAGGAGCGUGGCGCUUACAAGAUCUACGUGAUGGCCACGCACGGGCUGUUGUCGGCCGACGCGCCGCGUCUCAUCGAGGAGUCGGCCAUUGAUGAGGUGGUGGUGACCAACACGGUGCCGCACGACGUCCAGAAGAUACACUGCCACAAAAUCAAAACGGUCGACGUCAGCAUCCUGCUCUCGGAGGCCAUCAGACGUCUGCACAACAAGGAGAGUCUCAGCUAUCUGUUCAGGAACAUCACCAUGGAGGAUUAGAUACGCAGGAUAGCGAGGGCGAUUGAAAAAGAGGGGAUAGGGGUGUGAGAUAGGGGGGAGGAAGAAGAGAAAUGUGAGGACUUGUCUGCUAAUGGAAAUUGACGAGCGCAGGGAAAUGAGGGAAAGGAAGGUAGCGAGAGAGUAAAAAAAGGAGAAGAGUGGAGGGCAUGACGAUGAGAUGAGACGAUGAGAAUCGUACGUGAGAGAGUGGUAGAGAGGGCAGGAGAGAUCGCGAGAGGGUAUUCGAUAUUCGUUUGAAGAGAAUAUGGCUGUCACGCUAUCUGUGUAACUGGAGAAAAUGAAAAGACUGUUGUAUUUGUGCGCGGCUAGCGGUAUGUCGGGGUAAGACUAGGGGACGUAGCCAGAUUUGACAAUUGUCGCUCACAGUUUAAAGUGCCGAAUUCUAGACUUCACGCUAAGUAUACGAUCUUAAAUAUCGAAUACUAAAUUCCUCAGAGUACUGAGCCUUUCAGAGAUCAAAAUUCAACCGUCAAGUGCCAGUAAAAAAAAAGUUUAUCGAGUUGCAUGCGAACAUUCAUUUUUGGGAAAUAUCGACCCUAGUUGACUCGUUAUGAUAUGAUCGAAAGGUAGUAGGACCCGAUAAAACGAGCCCGUUGGAGUACUGGAACUCGGCCAGGUGUUAGCAGGUGUAGGUGGAAUCCCGUGAGAAUCCAAUGGGAUAGACUGGACUCCAUGAGAGUCCUGUAGGGUUAGUGGGACUUCGCUAGGAUCCAGUGGGAUUAGUAGGACUCCUGGAUCGAUGGGAUCAUCACCUGUCUCGCGGGUUUGUAACAGCACUCGGUCCUCUGAUUGGAAAGAACCAUUGACAUGUAGCGACGUCCUAUGCAAUAGGCGAGCAGGGAGGCGAACAACGACCACCGCCAGUUCUAACCGCGAACGGUGCCAUAUUUUGGCGACAAAUUGUGUCAGUAAAUUUCAAUGCAAGGCUGUUUUGCGGGAGGCUGAUGGUUGAUAAUGAGGUAGUGCCAUUAUUGACAAUAUUCCUGAUAUUUUUAUGUCGGGCAUCAGUGAAACUGUGGUUAUUUGUGACGAUGUCGUACGCGUACGUUGUCUGGGUAAAUGCGUUAGGUUAGAUGCACGCGUAUUAUGUUACAUGUACUCUCUCACCAUUUGCCUAACUUUUGUUACAUUUGAUUAUCUGUCUACGGGGUACUGUGUCUGUAUCGGUAGCUUAGUGACAACGUGUAAUCGUUCUGUGUUCUUUAUAACCGUACUAGCGGACAGACAUACGCUUGGAAGUCAUAGAACUGCUUAGUUUCUGUGCACUGGCGAUUCGACGCCGAGCAAAAAUGCCGCAUGUUAUUUCUCUUCGUGUCUUGUUUCCGCCAUGGUAUAUCUUACUAAUAAAUGUAGAAUUUCUA